CCGAAACUUGGACGAGACGUGUCUUUCUAAGGAGCACUCUGCAACUGAACUGUUGGUGCAGUUUGGAGUUGGAGCGAGUUUGAAGACGAGAGGGCAGAGUUUAGUGAAAUCUUGUCGUCAUUGUUCAGUUGUGGAAGUCGUUGUUGCUGCGAAUAUGGCAGAAAACAAAGUCCCGAAGACAACUGAAGACGCCGUUCUUGUCCACAGUUCCACACUGCCCGAAUAUAGUGUUGAAGUUCAAGGGUUCGACUGGUCACAAGGAAUUGACUAUGAAGCACUUUUAAAUUCAUACGCAACAUCGGGAUAUCAGGCGACGAACUAUGGUCACUCUGUCACCGAGCUGAACAAAAUGAUUGCUGCAAGAAAUCAAAUAAUCGUUGGUGAUGGAGAUGAAGUUGGGGUUCAGGGGUGUACCAUAUUUCUCGGUUAUACAUCCAACUUGGUGUCAUCCGGAUUACGGGAGACACUUCGAUUCCUUGUCCAGCACAAAUUAGUGGAUUGUAUCGUGACGACGGCGGGUGGCGUGGAGGAAGAUUUUAUAAAAUGCUUGGCCCCCACAUUAGUUGGCGAUUUUGGUCUCAAAGGGCAAUAUUUGAGGGAAAACGGAAUAAACAGAAUUGGAAAUUUACUUGUUCCAAAUAACAACUACUGCAAAUUUGAAGAUUGGGUAAAUCCCAUUCUCGAUCAGUUAGUAGAAGAACAGAAGAAAAACAGUACCACUCCAGAUGGUGAACGAUUUGUGUGGACUCCGUCUAAAAUUAUUGCCAAAUUGGGUGAAACUAUAAAUGACGAGCGAUCAAUCUACUACUGGGCAUGGAAAAACCAGAUCCCCGUCUUUAGUCCAGCCCUUACGGACGGAUCAUUAGGCGAUAUGAUGUUUUUCCACUCUUAUAAAAACCCUGGUCUCAUCAUGGACAUUUUAGGAGAUCUUAAAGCUCUCAACACGAUGGCCAUGCGGGCAAAGAGCAGUGGGAUGAUCAUUUUGGGGGGUGGUAUUGUUAAACACCACAUCUGCAAUGCAAAUCUCAUGCGUAACGGGGCCGACUAUGCCGUUUUUGUCAACACGGGACAAGAGUUUGACGGGAGUGACUCGGGGGCUCGACCUGACGAGGCCGUUUCGUGGGGAAAAAUUAAAAAGGACGCUACCCCCGUCAAGUUGUAUGCCGACGCCACACUCGUUUUCCCCCUGCUCGUGGCCCAGACGUUUGCCAAAUCGAUCCUCAAAUAAUUCUAUUUAGUAAUGAAGAAAUAAUAAUAAUUCAAAUAAUUAAGUGACAUCUAACUCAAAUAAAGUUUUAGAAAGAUUCAUCCAUCACA
This is a messenger RNA of Folsomia candida, 1317 nucleotides long. Its product is annotated as deoxyhypusine synthase. The record is from RefSeq and is a predicted model, not a curated record. Gene Ontology annotation, molecular function: deoxyhypusine synthase activity. NCBI's taxonomy places the organism in Eukaryota, Metazoa, Arthropoda, Collembola, Entomobryomorpha, Isotomidae. Gene Ontology annotation, biological process: peptidyl-hypusine biosynthetic process. The transcript is spliced from 6 exons. Bases 155 to 1228 code for a protein of 357 amino acids. Gene Ontology annotation, cellular component: cytoplasm.